ACCCGUUCUCUCUCACACAGACACACAGUAACAUUACACAGCACAAAGCCUAUUUCACACUCUUCCUCCUCCUUAUAAAUAUGAAUGCCCCACAAAAGUCAUUCUUAGAAAAUGGCAUCCUCUUUCUCUUUUCUCUUUCUUGCUUUAUUUCUUCUUUUUCUUUCUUCUCCUGCUCUUUCGUCCAAUAAUGACGAUGAGUUUGUCCUAUCUUCUACUAAAUUCCCUGUACCAAUGGCAGAAAAACUUAUCAAUCAACUGAACUUAUUCCCUAAGCAUGAUAUCAAUAAGGUUGAACCAGGGAAAUCUGUAGCAACCACUGAGCAGAGACUAUUUGAGAAGAAAUUCAAUUUAUCUUAUCUUGGUGAUUCUGGAGCCACUGUUCAAGACUUGGGUCACCAUGCUGGUUAUUUUCGUCUUCCACAUACUAAAGAUGCAAGGAUGUUUUAUUUCUUCUUUGAAUCAAGAAGCAGCCAGAAUGAUCCAGUUGUUAUAUGGCUAACAGGAGGGCCAGGAUGUAGCAGUGAAUUGGCUGUGUUUUAUGAAAAUGGACCUUUCAAUAUAGCAGACAAUAUGUCACUUGUCUGGAAUGAUUUCGGCUGGGACAAGGUCUCAAACCUAAUAUACGUGGAUCAGCCAACUGGAACUGGUUUUAGUUACAGUUCUGAUGAGGAUGAUAUUCGUCACGACGAAAGGGGUGUAAGCAAUGAUCUUUAUGAUUUCUUACAGGCCUUCUUCAAGGCGCAUCCACAGUAUGAAAAGAAUGAUUUCUACAUCACUGGAGAAUCAUAUGCUGGGCAUUACAUUCCUGCAUUUGCUUCUCGGGUUCAUCAAGGUAACAAGAACAAGGAAGGAACUCACAUAAACCUUAAGGGAUUUGCUAUUGGUAAUGGACUCACUAAUCCAGAAAUUCAGUACAAAGCCUACACUGACUAUGCAUUGGACAUGAGAUUGAUCAAAAAAGCUGAUUAUAAUGCCAUAGACAAGUCAUACCCAAAAUGUCAACAGGCUAUUAGGCUUUGUGGAACUGAUGGUGGAAGUGCAUGCAUGGCUGCAUAUCUUGUUUGCACAAGCAUCUUCAACAAAAUUAUGGAUGUUGUGGGUGACAAAAAUUACUAUGAUGUCAGGAAGACUUGUGAUGGUGACCUCUGCUACGACUUCUCCAAGAUGGAAACUCUCCUCAACGAUGAACAAGUUAAGCAUGCCCUUGGUGUCGGGGGUAUUGAUUUCGUUUCGUGCAGUUCUACAGUUUACCAGGCAAUGCAGUUGGAUUGGAUGAGGAAUCUUGAAGCUGGUAUUCCUCCACUUCUUGAGGAUGGCAUCAAGCUACUUGUCUACGCCGGGGAAUAUGACCUUAUCUGCAAUUGGCUUGGGAACUCGAGAUGGGUGCAUGCAAUGGAAUGGUCCGGGCAGAAAGACUUUGGGGCAGCCCGAUCCGUACCUUUUACAGUAGAUGGUGAAGAGAAAGGAAUUCAAAAGAACCACGGGCCUCUGACUUUCCUCAAGGUCCAUGAUGCAGGUCACAUGGUUCCAAUGGAUCAACCUAAGGCAGCUCUGGAAAUGCUCCAGAGGUGGAUGCAAGGGAAAUUGUCUAAGGAAGGUCACUUUGCUCAUAUGUAACUUCUUCAACUAAUGAGCUACAAUACAAAGAUACAAUAACAGUUUUACGAGUUCAUAUGUGGUUCCAGGAAAUGAUACUAAUCAUGUAAAUACACUUCACCAUUUCAUGUUAUCCUACACCUAGUUUGAGGAGAAUGGUGUUCUUUCUGAGGUUACACUAAGCAUUAAAAUGUUGAAGAACCACAAUCCAACUCUUUUAAUUUGUUAAUUUUA
This is a messenger RNA of Nicotiana attenuata, 1830 nucleotides long. Its product is annotated as serine carboxypeptidase-like. Gene Ontology annotation, molecular function: serine-type carboxypeptidase activity. Bases 112 to 1617 code for a protein of 501 amino acids. Lineage: Eukaryota; Viridiplantae; Streptophyta; Magnoliopsida; Solanales; Solanaceae. Gene Ontology annotation, cellular component: vacuole. Gene Ontology annotation, biological process: proteolysis. The transcript is spliced from 8 exons. The record is from RefSeq and is a predicted model, not a curated record.